AGCCCCCGGAAGAGGUCGGUGCGGCGCCAUUUUGUUGUUACCUCCCGGGGUGGGCCGGGGCUUUGGCGGGAGCCUGCGGCCUCGAGUGUGUUGUUGUCCCGGGCGGGAGGUGAUGGAGGCUGAGGGCCGGCUCGCGGCGAUGCGCUUUGCCGCGCUGUUGAACAAGAUCUCCCAGAGCCUGAGCCGGGACAAUGUGGAUUCGCUCAAGUUCCUUUGCCGGGAGAUGAUCGGGAAGAGGCGGCUCGAGGUGAUCGCCAGCGGCCUGCAGCUCUUCCAGCAGCUCGAGGAGCUCAACCUGCUGGGCCCCGACAACACGGACACCCUGAGCGGCCUCCUCUCAGCAAUACAGCGCCAUGACCUGCAGCAGCAGCUGGGCGCCUUCCAGCAGCGGGGCCAGGAGCCGCAGGCAGACUCCGGGAAUCUGAAUGUUGCAUUCAAUAUAAUUUGUAAUGAACUUGGAAAUGAAUGGCGGAUGUUCGCAAGAAAACUGGGACACAAAGAAGCAUUACUUCAGCAGAUCGAAUACAAACAUCCACGCAACAUGCGAGAACAGAUUCAUCAGUCUUUGAUAGAGUGGCAGAAAAGAGAAGGAGAACAAGCUACUGUAGAUAAACUGCUAUCAGCGCUAAGGAGCUGCAAACUUAACAUGGUAGCAGAUUCUGUUGAAGAAGAGGUAUAUAAGUCUGAUUGAUUUCUAAACUGAGAACGCAAACUAUUAUCUCAAUGGCACAAAAAUACUUGAGACAUCCAAAGCAAAUACUUUGAUUCCUUUUGAAACUUAAAGGUGCAGUUCUCUUGUCCAGUAACCUUUACUUAAUUCUAUAAUUACCAUCGAGCUCUUACUGAUCAGAGUUUUGUUGAAAGUCACUGAAUGUUUGAGGUUACUCAUGGCACUCAACUCAAAGGCUUCCUGCGUGUUCCUCUGAAGAAGUAUGCAUUCACUCUAUAACCUCAUUGCAGUGGUUUAGAAUACACACCAGUAUUAACCUCAGAGUGUGAAUUGGAUGUGAGGGUUCAAAUUACCUGGAGCACAAAGCAGCAUUAACUGCCUCCUUCAUUUCAGGCUUUUCUGCAUAUUCACACUGCUAUGACAGCAAGAUCAAUGAAAGGCAAAAUCACUUCACCACAGGAUCAUAGUGUGAAUGCAGACCUCAAUCAAGUUGUAAAACAAUAUUUGGAAUAAGUUCCUAAAACUGUUUUGGAUUCCUGUGGGGAAGAAAGAACUCUGACAAAUUUUGCAAAUGUCUUGGGAACCUUCACAAAUUAUGUUGUUCAAAGCGACAAUACAAAUUGCAUUGUUUUUAAAAUUGUGGAAGAUUGUACUUUCUUGAUAAAUUGCCAAGGAUAAAACAUUGAAUUAUUUCAGUUUUUAUUCCUGAUGGAAAGAGCUUCCAUGAUAUUACCAGCUAUAAAAACUGUUCAUCCAAAUUUGUACUGAACUGAGGUGAUGAAUUGGUACGACUGAAAAAAGAUGCAAUCUGGUUUUGAGAGUUGUUGACCACAAGAUCUGUUAAAUGAAGUUUGGCUUACUAUUUGCCAGAAUAGUAAGGCUAAUUUUGUUAACUUCUCCACCUUGGCUUCACAUAAGUUUUACAAUUCUUGUGAUUACUAGACACCUGCCCCCCCAAUGCAGGGACUAUUGCUCCAUUAGGACAAAUGCCUGAAUACUUGAAUGCAGUAUUUUCUGUCAUUAUCUUCUCUGCUAGCUGUCCAGUUUCAUCAGGAUAGACGUUGAGAUGCUUGCCUGAGUGUUAAUGUUUCAAGUGAAAGGCCUUGCAUUUGUCCUUUUGUCCAGGUUGCAAGGAUAGCAUGGAGGGAAAUUGCAUCAGCGCCCUCUUUUUGUGCUUUUUGCAAACAAACAAGAAAACCUAAAUUGUACAACACUGUUCAUGAUUCUAGAGCAGGGAGCAAUUUAGAAGUUUUGUUGCUGUCUUAGGGAAAUAGAACAGCUAGUUUGUGCAUGGCACACUCCCACAAACCACUAAGUAACUCAGCUCAUCCAUUUGGAAGUGUUCCUCAGGGGAUAAAUAUUGCUCAGGACAUCUACAAAAGUCUAUUUAAAAAAGUGGCAUAGGAUUUUAAAAUCCAUGUGAGAGAUGAAGAAAAGGAUUCUGUUUAACAUUUCAUCCUAAGAUAGUAAUUCAAACAAUAUGACCCAGAUUAUAGGAUAAUCUCUGGUAUGGAGAGAUUAUUUUAGAAGCAAAUGUUAAACAGUUUGGGACUCUACUUAUAGAAUUCUUACAACAUGGAAGCAGGCCAUUCAGCCCACCACAGCCCUCCAAAGAGCAUCCCACCCCACUUCCCUAGCCCUGUAACCUUGCAUUUCCCAUGACUUUUCCACCUAGCCUGCACAUCCCUGGGUGCUUUGGACAAUUUAGCAUGGACAAUGACUGUUGGAGGAAACUGAGCACCCAGCGGAAAUCCGCACAGACAGAGCAUACAACGGUCGUCAGAGGGUGGAACCUGGGUCCCUGACGCUGUCAGGAAGCAGUGCUAACCACUGAACCACCUUGCCACCCAUGGAGUUCGUGAAUGUACUCACUAGAGUUCAGAAGAAUGAGAGGCAAUCUCAUUGAAACAUAUAGGAUACUUAAGGAGCUAAACAGAGUAAUUGCCAGGAGGAGUCUAGGAAAUAGUCUGAAAAUGGAGGGGCACCGAUUUCAGACUGACGUGAAGGAAUUUCUUCUUUCAGAGAGGUAUGAGUCUUUGGAAUUGCUUGCCAGAGAGAGCUGUGGGGUAGAGACAGAUCAAUUCUUCUGGGAAUCAAGGGUUAAGGUAGAAAUGCAGGGAAAUGAAUAGAAGGAAUGUUGGAUGAUCCUGUUGAAUUGCAGAGCAGGAUCGAGGGCCAAAUGGCCUACUCUGUUCUAAUUAUUAUUAUAUAAACACUGGAAAUACUCAGCAGUGUGGCAGCAGGAGGGGAGAGAAAAAUAAGUUAACAUUUCAAGUUCAUCUGAGCUGGAAAAAGUAAUGCAGAUGUUGCAAGUUUUUAAGCAAAUACCCAGGUAAGGGAAAAGAUGGAAAGGACAAAAGGCAAGAUCCAUGAUGGGGUGGAAGGCAAGAGUGUUGAAAUGACAAAAGAGGUGAUAGACAAGUGAAAAGGAAGUGGUAAAGGAGCAAGGUCCAAAGGUGGUGUAAAUGGUCAGUCCAGAAUCAUAAACCAAUAAAACGAGGGCAUUACUGGAGUUCUGCAGUGGGGCUUGAAUUGACCAGUUUGAUGCAAGUAUAAAUACUGCCACCUAGGUCUGAACUUAGUGCCACUUAAAUGUAAUGUUGGCUGUUAUUUCAAAGGAAAUUGAAUAUGGAAGUAGGGAGCUUUUGCUAAAACUAUACAAUACAUUCAUACUGGCAUUGGAGACAGCCAUGAGGCUGCUCCUCGGUAUGGAGGCACUGUUUAUGUGGAGAAUAUGUUGAACGUGUACUCAUUGGAAUGUAGAAGAAUGAGAGGUGACCUUUCUGAAACACACAAGAUUCUUGGGGGACUUGACCGGGUAGGUAUGGAAAGUUGCUUCCUCUUGUGGGAGAGUCCAGGUCCAGAGGGCAUCAUCUCAGAAUAAGUGGUCACCCAUUUAUGACACAAAUGAGGAAUUUCUGUCUUAAGGGUCAUGAAUCUGUGGAAUUCUUGUUGUCACUAAGUAUAUUCAAAAUGUGAGACAGAAAGAUUCUGAGUCGGUGAGGGAAUCGAGGGUUUUGGGGGAAAGGCAGAGAAGUUGAGUUGAUGAUUAUCAGAUCAAUGAUCAUCUCAUCCAGUGGCAUGAGUGGCCACUUCUCUCGCGUUUUAUGGAUUCAAUGUAUUCUCUAGUUCUUUUGUAAUGAGGAAUAAUCUCACAAUGUGCAUGCAAACGUAGUUGUUAUACAACCACACUGCUUGGAAGGAGCAAUCAUUUUGCAACAUGCCUGUUUUAGGUGAAAUGACUUUCUGCAUUCCAUGUGUGUAUGCCGGAGACCACAGCUCCAGUUUCUUUGUUAAGGACCUGCUUUUAAAUAUUUGGGAGAACCUACCCUUGAGGGAUUAUUUUUGCGUUUGCUGCAUAGGAUGAGCCAGUCUAAGAAGCGCCUGAAGCAUCUGCCCCGAAGUAUGGUAUUAACUGGCACACCGGAGCACGAGACGUGCAAAUAUUUCUUUUUCUUCGUCAUGAUUCAGCGUGUGCCAUAUCAUGUGAUGAACCAAAAACCUGGAAUGUUGAGCUCUGUAUGAUAUAUACUAUCAGCUGGUAUCACUUAAGGAGCUAUUUAAUUUUCAAUUCCCAUGCAUAAUAUUUUAGGAAAAAGUCUUCAGACUUAACAAACCCAAACAAUUAUUGAAAGAUCAAACUAUCAAUUGCUGGUCAGAUUUUGAGAGUUCCCUUUUUUUUUGCCAGUGAUCAACUUGUCUCUUUGUAAGACAAGAAAUAAGAGCAAUCACCAACCCUGACAUGGCACUGCAAACAUCGCUGGCUUGCCCACCUCAGCCCUACACUUGGUCAGUGUGGGGAUUGAACCCACACCUUGGCAUUAUUAGCACCACGCUCUAACCAGCUGAGCCAACCAACCAAUGCGCCGAAAUGUCGAUUUUCCUGCUCCUCGAAUGCUGCCUGACCUGCUGUGCUUUUCCAGUGCCACUCUAAUCUAGGCUUAUAACCAUGAAACAAUUGUCGAUUGUCAGGAAAAACAAUCCUGUUCACUAACAUCCUUUGGGGAAGAACAUCUGCCGUACCUAUCCUGGUCUACAUGUGACUCCAGACCCACAGCAAUGUGGCUACCCCUUAAAUGCCCUCUGAGCAAUUAGGGAUGGGCAAUAAAUACUGGCUGAGCCAACAACGUCCACAUCCUGCGAACAAAUAAAGAAAAAGUAUUUAUAUUCUCAUGUAUUCUUAAUUCCUUUGUCUCAAACCCAUUCUGUUGUGCCCUGCAACAGUCUUCCUCAGUAGACUAGUCCUAAAGCUUGUUACUUUGAGUGAGUAUUUUGCCUAGUUCCCUCCUGUACUGAUUGUAACAAGGUCAACCAGGCAGACCUCAUUGAUUGAGUUCCCUGAUUAAUAGCCCCAAUCUGGUCAAGUCAGGGAGCCUUGGCUAACAUAUAUUAACAGGUGAUUAGAAUCUCCUCAGGUUAGGGGACUGACUCAGUGUGUUCCUGCUACUGUUGGAUUCUGGUUUUGAGGAGGAGAGUUUAUUUCUCUCUCCCCUUGUCAAGGGAAGACAUUUGUUCUUUUGGUUUACAUUUUUUUGUGUUUGUUUUUCCUUUCGAUUUGGACUGUCUUCAGCUGGGCAGGCAGUUACCACCACUGCUGCAGCCUGGGCCUGCUCCUACAAGAAAAAGAAAAGUAAAUAAACAGGAGUGUCAGAGGUUCUGGUCAGUCUGAGAGCUGGCUCUGAGGGAGCUGGACCAAUGUUGAGUAUUAUGCAUGUGUAAAUAAAGGGUGAUUUGGUAAUGGGAUACCAGCUUUUAUGAAGUUAUUUCAUGUAGUAUUCAAAUUCUCCACAAUAAAUAAUGUUUUAUAAGUA
This is a messenger RNA of Hemiscyllium ocellatum (epaulette shark), 5481 nucleotides long. RefSeq names its product Fas (tnfrsf6)-associated via death domain (gene fadd). The coding region runs from base 113 to 691 and encodes 192 amino acids. NCBI's taxonomy places the organism in Eukaryota, Metazoa, Chordata, Chondrichthyes, Orectolobiformes, Hemiscylliidae. The transcript has 2 exons. Gene Ontology annotation, molecular function: protein binding. The record is from RefSeq and is a predicted model, not a curated record. Gene Ontology annotation, biological process: regulation of apoptotic process; signal transduction.